UGAAAUUGAUUUUGAUUCAGAAAGCUUCAUUUGUCGAUUUCUUGAGAUGGGUUCUUCUAAAAAGUAUCAAGUAGAUGGGGAUUUAAUCGAAGGUAAGAUAUGGGUGAUUGCUGGAAUCACGAUUUGUGCUCCUUUGAGGUCUAUUUCGAUGAAGAAAGUGAAUGAUGAAGACGAUGAAAGCUCAAACUCUGGUUCAACGACGCCGACAGCAAAGGAAUCAAGGUUGCCGGAGAAGUUUCCAUGUCCGCCACCACCAAGGAAGCUUCGGCCGGUGUCAAGCUGUCAGAACAAUGGAGAUAUCGUGUAUUUUACUUCACCGGAGUUGGAUUCUUUAUUCGAACAAUUCGCAAAUGCUGAGAGAGCCAAAUCCAGUUCUUAG
Molecule: messenger RNA, 379 nt
Organism: Cynara cardunculus var. scolymus (artichoke)
Lineage: Eukaryota; Viridiplantae; Streptophyta; Magnoliopsida; Asterales; Asteraceae
Product: cyclin-dependent protein kinase inhibitor SMR6-like
Exons: 1
Coding region: 47-379 (110 amino acids)
Biological process (GO): regulation of DNA endoreduplication
Source: RefSeq, a predicted model, not a curated record